Messenger RNA from Chenopodium quinoa (quinoa), 855 nucleotides. Its product is annotated as immunoglobulin A1 protease autotransporter-like. NCBI's taxonomy places the organism in Eukaryota, Viridiplantae, Streptophyta, Magnoliopsida, Caryophyllales, Amaranthaceae. The record is from RefSeq and is a predicted model, not a curated record. The transcript is spliced from 3 exons. Bases 1 to 855 code for a protein of 284 amino acids.
AUGGCUCGAACAAAGCAAACAACAAGGAGAUAUAGGCCAGAUGGUUCCUUUUACCAUUCGGACAGUGAGACUCCAAAUUCAGACGGCUCCAUUAGGGUGCUAGUUAGUGAGAUUUCUGAGCACCCCCCAAACCCUUCUUCUGACCUUCCCCAAACUCCAACUUACUACUCUCCCCCUUCUUCAAGCGGCACCCCCAGUGAUACUAUACUGCGGGAGGCCGACAGUCAGUACCAGGCCGAGCCUUCAGAACAGGCGUCGGAGGAGAGACUAGGGGAGGACCCUGUUGGCCCUAGCCGGCAGUCCCUUAUCUCUGGGGAUAGCUCCGAUGACAAUUCGGCCUCGUCAUCUUCUGAUAGCGCCCCAGUUAAUUCAGAGGAAGCCCGAGCAAAAAUAGAAACUAAAAAAGCAAUGGAAAAGCUCUCGGCAACAAAGAAGCCGGUUGCCGUCUCUGCAACAAAGUACCACACCAUCGUCCUUAACAGGGCGAAUGACGAGCAGAAAGCAGUCGGAACUCCCAAGGUAGCUGUUUAUGACACUUGGCCUUCUCCCUCCAAGCAAUCCCAACCCAAAAUUCAAAAAACAGGGGCGGGUGAUGUGAGUGCAUCGGGCAAGAGCCUGAAGCACGUCGCUCACAAGCCCAAGAGAGAGGACGGCUCUACUCUCGAAGCUGGCAGGGAGGUCAGCAAACCGGAUGCCACUCAGGCAUCGAAGGGUGGCUAUAAGCAACCCAGCACUGCUGUCGGCUUAGCAGGAGAGAAGAGGCGUCAUAGGAAGGAGGAGGAGGCUGAUCCGGACGGUAUGAGCCGCAUCUUCAUUGAAUUCCAGUAUCAAGAUAGUUUCUUAGAACUUUCUUGA